This is a messenger RNA of Menidia menidia (Atlantic silverside), 5377 nucleotides long. Lineage: Eukaryota; Metazoa; Chordata; Actinopteri; Atheriniformes; Atherinopsidae. The record is from the annotation of a GenBank genome assembly.
AUGUUCAUGUCUGUGUGGUAUGCCAAAAAGAUGGGCUGCCGAUUCCUCAACAAUGUUCGGAGAGCCAAGAAGUAUCGACGUCACAAGACGGGAAAUACUCCUCCGGUGGUAGUGAACACUGACACGCUCGAUGGCUCCCCAUACGUGAAUGGGACAGAAGGAGAAAUCGAGUAUGAAGAGAUCACGCUGGAAAGAGGUAACUCAGGCCUGGGCUUCAGCAUAGCGGGGGGAACAGACAACCCCCAUGUGGGCGACGAUCCCAGCAUCUUCAUCACCAAAAUCAUACCAGGAGGCGCUGCAGCUCAGGAUGGGAGGCUGAGUGUGAACGACUGCAUCCUGUUUGUGAAUGAUGUGGAUGUGAGGGAGGUGACACACAGCCAAGCUGUAGAGGCUCUAAAGGAGGCAGGUGCUAUUGUCCGCCUCUAUGUUCUUCGCAGAAAGCCAGCAGCAGAAAAAGUCACUGAAAUCAAACUAAUCAAAGGGCCCAAAGGAUUAGGUUUCAGCAUUGCUGGAGGGGUGGGAAACCAGCACAUACCAGGAGAUAACAGCAUCUACGUUACCAAGAUCAUUGAAGGAGGGGCAGCUCAUAAAGAUGGGCGACUGCAGAUCGGGGACAAGAUCUUAGCGGUGAACCACGUCUGUCUGGAGGAUGUGAUGCACGAGGACGCAGUGGGGGCACUGAAGAACACAGCCGAGGUGGUGUACCUCAGGGUGGCCAAACCAAACAACCUGUUCCUGACAAACUCCUACAACCCUCCAGACCUCACGAGCACAUAUUCCCACAUGGAUACUGAACUCAGCCACCCGAACUACCUUGGAUCAGAUUACCCACAAGCCCUCACUCCCACCUCACCCAGUCGGUUUUCUCCGGUUCUGCACGGCAUGAUGGGAGAUGAUGACAUCCCCAGAGAGCCUCGCCGGGUUUUGAUCCACCGAGGAUCCACGGGCCUGGGAUUCAACAUUGUUGGAGGCGAAGACGGAGAGGGGAUAUUUAUCUCCUUCAUACUGGCAGGUGGACCAGCUGACCUCAGUGGAGAGCUUCACAAGGGCGAUCAGAUCCUCAGUGUAAAUGGCGUGGAUCUGCGUAUGGCCACACAUGAACAGGCCGCUGCGGCAUUGAAGAACGCUGGCCAGACUGUAACCAUCAUCGCUCAGUAUAGACCCGAUGAGUACAGUCGUUUUGAGGCUAAAAUCCAUGACCUGAGGGAACAGCUUAUGAACAGCAGCAUGGGCUCUGGCACCACAACGCUACGGAGUAACCCAAAGAGAGGCUUCUACAUCAGGGCUCUUUUCGACUAUGACAAGACUGCGGACUGUGGCUUCCUCAGUCAGGCCCUGGGCUUUAAGUUUGGGGACGUGCUGCAUGUGCUGGACUGUGGGGACGAGGAGUGGUGGCAGGCCCGUAAGGUCAGCCUGCAGAAUGAAGCCGAAGAGGUUGGGUUUAUCCCCAGCAAACACAGGGUGGAAAGAAAAGAGUGGUCUCGUGGAAACACCAAAGAGAGGGACCAUGGUCGAGACAGCUUGAGCACUCAAGGGAGGGAUAAAACCUCACACAGUUAUGAGAUAGUGACGCAAGUGGAAGUACAUUAUGCGAGACCCAUCAUCAUUCUGGGUCCUGUGAAAGACAGGAUAAAUGAUGACCUGUUGUCUGAGUUUCCUGAUAAGUUUGGAUCCUGUGUCCCUCACACCACGCGGCCCAAGAGGGAGUAUGAGGUGGAUGGGCGAGACUAUCAUUUCGUAUCGUCGCGGGAACAGAUGGAGAAGGACAUCCAGAGCCAUCGAUUCAUCGAGGCCGGCCAGUACAACAGUCAUUUGUACGGCACCAGUGUCCAGAGCGUCCGUGAGGUGGCUGAGCAACAGGGGAAACACUGCAUCCUGGAUGUGUCUGCCAACGCCGUACGCAGGCUACAAGCAGCCCAGCUUCAUCCAAUUGCCAUCUUUGUCCGUCCCAAGUCACUGGAGAAUGUUCUAGAAAUUAACACUCGCCUGACAGAGGAGCAGGCCAGGAAAGGAAUGGACCGAGCCCUCAAACUAGAGCAAGACUUCCUAGAGUGUUUUUCCGCUGUCGUGGAAGGGGACAGCUUUGAGGAGGUUUAUCAUAAAGUAAAGACAGUGAUCGAGGAGCAAUCGGGGCCUUACAUCUGGAUCCCCACUCGAGAGAGGCUGUGAUGCUGCACCCCUCCGGCGACCCCCCCCCUCACAGCCACCGACCAACACCGCCCUUCACCCUCACAGCCAAGCCAGCCUCGCCUGCCUGUCCGUCCUCCAGCGCAGUCAGUGCUUAGGCCAUCACUGCAAAUGACACAGAGUCGAAUGCGUACAAGACAGAGACAAACACGGGAAAGUGACACCGCGAGGCAAAGAAGGAUACCAAAAAAAGAGACUCUGUGACAGAUGCGAACACAGUGACGUGUAAUUAACUGAGAGCGAUGGCGAGCAAAGAUCUAAUCGGUAUUCCACUUUGAUGAAGCAGGACUAAAUAUUGAGGCCCUGUUCACACUUAGCAUUAAAGUGCACCUCAGAUACGAGCUGUUAUUGCAUCCAAAACCGAAGGCGCCGAGGCCCUAAACACUUUGGUGAUGCUACAUAACUUGAGUGUGUGUGUUUAGCACGUGUUUAGUUGCAGUUUCCCACCAAUUUAAUCUCCAAUGAAGUGAAAUCCAAUCACGUGUGAAGCCAUUUUGACUCCAUUUUGACGCCAGAUGUGAACUGCAGCCCAUACCAUCUGGAUCUCAACACAGCCUAGAUAUAAUGUGACAAGAGAUACGGUCUGGACAGGGCUUGAAAUAGGACAGAGGAUGACCAAGAGGCUGUAAGACCACCUCUUGCUCUACCGAUCUCAAGUCUCAUGCCCCCCUCAUGCCCCCUGAGAUGAAGGUGCUCUAAAAGACACUGGCCCCCUUUUUAUAUUGCCUCCAAGCCCUCUGUUCUCCUCCUCCUCCUGUCUUUCAGGACAGGAACAGGGUAAGACUGAGAAUGGGGAAGUGCCCAGAUCCUGCUGAGUCCCCUAUUGAAACUGAGCUUUUUCUCAGCCAAGACCCGUUUUCUUCUCUUGGUACCUGGCGUGACCUCAGAGUAGCACCUCAGUGACCAAGACCGGCAUUUGUUCUGUCACCCAUCUUGAAUACUGCGAGGCAUAAUCUAAAGGCAGGUCAAAUAAUUCUAAUGAUAAAAACUCAUUAUGCUGACUUUGUGCAUGCAUCCUCAAGGACAAUGAAGACAGGUGGUGGAAACGAUGGAAAAGUCAGAGUAAAAAAAAAAGAAAAAAAAAAGGAAUGUGAACAAAGAUGAGUGAGAUGUGUUUUCCUCUGUGUCCACCUCUUUUUUGUGAGGGAGUGUUUUAGCAUGUCUCAUAGAGGAAGAGGAGGAGAGAGAAAAUGGCCAUGAGAGGUUGGUCCCAAGCAAACUAGAUACUCAAACUAGACACAUGUAGUUAUGCCUCUGCACACACAGACACGUUCACACCCGUCCAGUGACACACGCGGAGAGUUGUAACCUGAGCUGUACACCUGACUCUCUCCUUUUUUAGGGGGGGCCACUGGCUAGUGUGGCCAGUCGGUCAGAGUCCAGGAUGAAUGUUACCUGUCCAGGCACAAACAGCCGAGCUCUUAGCUUCAGCGCACCAACUCACCGGCCACUCUUCCGAAUCCCCUCAGCCGCAGACGUACACACUGUUUCCGGUGGCCGCAGUUAAAAGCCAUGCCGUGUGUGUAUGUGUGUGCGUAUUUCUGCACAAUUGUGCACAUUCAUGUGUGGAAACUCCUCUGUGUGUGUGCGUGUGAGGGGGGGGGUGGGGCAAUAGGUCUUCUUUUAUUCUCUCUCUUCCACUUUUCUCUGCUUCUUUCUCCCUCUUGAAUAAAAUCACAUAAAGAUUUAACUGAGUCAUGUUUAAAGAAAAAAAAAAUCAAUGGCCUAUAUAUAUAAAUAUAUAUAUAUAAAUAUAUAUCUUUUUUAUGACAAUUUCUAACGGGACUAAGUCUGUAAAAAUCAACAUUUCCAAACAAUAUUCCAUGACUUUCUUUGGGUAAUAUUGCAUUUUGGUUGUUGAAUUUACUCACAUUCCCAUUUUAUUGUUGUAAAUCGGAGUAAAACGAUACACAGGUAAAAAAAGAAACUCAACCAUUCAAGCUGAUGUAAAGAAGACCUCACACUAGAGCUUUGAACUGAAGUGUAUGACAGGUUCCUGUUUAAAAUCCAGUUAGAAAAUACGUGCAAUGCAGCUGUGUGUCUGUCUGAUAGUGUGUGUGUGUGUAUCGGUAUGUUUGUUUGAAAGGUGUGUAUUAAUGUAUAAAAUAUAGAUGAUACCAUAUGAUGCCAUACUUUAUAACAGCUUAUGGUAGUGAUCAUGUAUAAUGCAUAAAUGGCCGAUGUGUGUGUGCCUGUGUGAGAGAGUGAGACACACACAUGAAGAUGUAGUGCAAUAUGGAUAUGAUGUUAUGCAACAAAGAUGGUUUCAUGUACAAGAUUGAGACAGUAUCUAUAUAAAGUUUGCACUGACAGCAUCACAUGCUGUAGCUAUUAGUGGGACAGUGGCUCAGAGAAAGCAGAACAAAUCAAGUUGAAGGUUUCAGGAGCAUGUAUUUGUAUUCACUUAAAAUAUGUUCUGGAUUAUAAGAGUGCAGGUGGAAGUAUUGAUGGACGUGACCGUUCAUAUUAAUUGUUUGUUUAUUUUAGCUCACUUGCAUCCCUCUGAACACAACGGAACAUCUGAGGCUUGAGGAUGACCAACAUCAAGUUCUGUUUUUUGGUCUCUGAUUAAUUAUUUAUUCAGAACUGUCCAUUUCAAGUCUUUAUAUUUUUGUAUUUUCCUUUCCUUUUUCGUCCACACAGAGAAAACUGUUGGGUCUUGGCCACAAAUGCUGUAAAUACAAUAAGGAUGUUGGGGUGCCAUGUGGCUUUAGAUCAGCCAUUCACGCCGCUAAAUUGAAGUAUAAGAAUCCAUUGGAGCCAGAGCCCAAUCUAAUUGCUCCAACACAGAUUACAUUUGCGCCUUCUGGUUGGGCAAUACACACACGCACACCCACAUUCACAUGCACACAAAACAUCAGCACGUCCAUACAUGCAUUCACAUUUACACACUGAUGGAAUCACAGAAACGACAACACACUCAUGAAUUGAACAAUAUGUUUUCGAUUUAUUUCUUUGAGGGUUCAGUGUAUUUCUUAAUAUCUCUCUCAGCCAUCCGUAUCAUAGUGUGAUAUUCCUUAUAAAGUAUAUGAAUUUUUACAGAAAAGAGUAAUUACAAAGUUACAACAAAGUCAACUGAUGCAGAAAAAUAUAUUCAAUAAUGACAAUAUGAAGCAAAAUAAAAUGUUCCAGUUCAGUGAAGCGCUUGUUGUAAAUUAGCUAUAAAAUAAUAAAAUUAAUUUAAAAAUGC